AUGUCUGCCCGCAUCCACAACUACCUCUCCGACACGUGGAACCGUGACAAGGUCAUGGCGAUUGUACAGUUCCUCCCGAUGGCGUUGGAGGGACCCGUGCAGAAUGCCGGCUGUGGCUCGCUCGCCCAGUCGCUCGGUAACCUGUCGAAGAUGGCGGAUGCCUACCGUGCAGUCACCCGUCUUUCACUUCUUUUUAAUGCACUUGCGCCCGACACUCUGAAGAGUCUGUCGAAGCCAAAGGAGGACAACAUUGUGGCCCGUAUUGAUCAAAUCUCUCACGCGUUCCACAUUGGAUUCUGCUUUAACGAGCACACAGCCGUGCUGGCGGGUCGUGGCGUGCUGAGGAGUGAGCUGUCGCGCUUUGGCGGAAUUGCCGUGCUGUGCUGGCUGUACACUUUGGUGCUGGGCAUCAUCCGCCAGGCAUACCUGUUGGUGAAGCAUAACCCCAACUGCUGCUGUGCCAUUGCACCUGAGUCUCAGGAGAAGAAGAAGGUUGUUCCGUACACACACGAGGAGUGCAAGCGUGCUGUGGUGACCCUCGUGAAGCUGAGCUGCUUCACCAUCUUUGCAAUGACAUGCCUCCCUGAGGGCAAGCCGCAGCUGUUGCGCGAGGUGUGUGGCCCCUUGGUGCCCCUGCACAAGCUGAUCACGGCAAUGGUGCCAAACAAGCUGCAGCUGAGCGACAGCCUGCGUGGGCUGCUGGCGUUCACCGCGUCUGUGUGUGAUUUCUACUAA
Trypanosoma grayi is the source of this 735-nucleotide messenger RNA. RefSeq names its product Gim5A protein. Gene Ontology annotation, cellular component: peroxisomal membrane. The record is from RefSeq and is a predicted model, not a curated record. Gene Ontology annotation, biological process: peroxisome fission. Lineage: Eukaryota; Euglenozoa; Kinetoplastea; Trypanosomatida; Trypanosomatidae. The transcript has a single exon. The coding region runs from base 1 to 735 and encodes 244 amino acids.